Messenger RNA from Nematolebias whitei (Rio pearlfish), 1420 nucleotides. RefSeq names its product CDC42 effector protein (Rho GTPase binding) 4a (gene cdc42ep4a). The coding region runs from base 152 to 1201 and encodes 349 amino acids. The transcript is spliced from 2 exons. The record is from RefSeq and is a predicted model, not a curated record. Lineage: Eukaryota; Metazoa; Chordata; Actinopteri; Cyprinodontiformes; Rivulidae.
GCGGGGGGGCUGGAGCUGCAGCCGGCUUUUAUGAAUGGGAUGCUCGGUUUCCAGGCUGACUGGAGUUGAGGAACAUCAGCAUUCUUUUUGAAGAUCAUACCAACCUUUUUGUGGACUUCCUGUAAGCGGAAAACUAAGACAAUCAGCCAGCAUGCCGAUUUUAAAGCAGCUAGUAGCCUCCUCUGCCCAGACGAAGCGUCGCUCUCGAAUGGACUUAACCAGGGAAAUGAUCAGUGCACCUUUAGGAGACUUCCGCCACACUAUGCAUGUAGGCCGCAGCGGUGACGCCUUUGGAGACACGUCCUUUCUGAGCACACAUUCAGGAGAACCUUCCCCUGAAACCAAAUCCUUUCCUCGCUCUCCUCGACCUGGCCUCUUGUCACGAACCUUUCGGAGCAGCAAGCGCUCCCAGUCGGUGACCAGAGUGGAUGAACAGGGAGAAAACAGCCCGACGGUUCCUGACGGGUCCCCGAUAUUUGUCAAAAAUGCCAUGUCUCUGCCUUUUCUCAACGAUGAGAACAGAGGGGACAGCAUGGUGUCGAAGAGUUUGUCGUCAAGCCCGUUUAAGCAGCAGGAGGAGCUGGACGGUGGAGGUGCAGCUACAGCCAUGAACUUCCAUGAGCUGCAGGAGCGACGCUUUGGUGAACUGGCCGAGCUGCCAGAGAGCGCCGUUCACUACGGAGGUGGAAUGAAGCACGCAGAGUCCAUCAUGUCCUUCAAUGUAGACCUGGGACCCUCAAUGCUGGGGGACAUCUUGGGUGUGAUGGAGAAGGAAGAUGAUGAUCUUGGCUUCGAGGAAGGCAAGAACAGUGAAGGGCGUGCCUCACCAACCCUCAGCAACCAUGAGGAAGAGGACGGUGCGGCGAGCGGGGAGGACGAGGAACACGUUCAGAUGGAGGCAAACGGCGAAGCAGGAGAACCGCUCCAGCAGGCCUGCGUGCAUCAAACCAGCUCUGUAGACCUGAAGGAUGAGGACGGGGGUCCGUACACUCCAGAGUACACCCCUGAGAUACGACCCAAACUCAUGCUGCACCUGGACAGCUGCUCCAUGUCCAGUUCCAGCUCCGCCGCUCUGGACGAGAAGCCAAACUGUCACAAUUACACAGGAGAUACAGACAGCGCCACGUUCAGCGCACCACCAGAAGAGGAGAGCAACUUCUCCUCUUUCAUGGAUGAUGAGGAUGAUGAGAUCCAUGUAUGAGAGUACAUUGUAGAUUUAAAAAAUGGCCACUCUGAAGUGAUUUGUGUGAGAUUUCACAGGAAGAUGAUUCUGUUGUAGACCACUCUGGGGGAGGGAUAGUGGAGAUGACACUUUUUUUAUUUAAUGGAGAAGUGAAUCCUCCUAGGAGAUGCUCAGCUGGCUCUUUUGAACACUGACACGGGUUGGAGACACUUUUUGAAUAUAACAUUCCAGAACUGA